Molecule: messenger RNA, 325 nt
Organism: Linum tenue
Lineage: Eukaryota; Viridiplantae; Streptophyta; Magnoliopsida; Malpighiales; Linaceae
Source: the annotation of a GenBank genome assembly
AUCCAAUCGAACUCCUAAUGAUCAUCAAUUCGUAUAUAGAUCUGAGGCAGGAAUAGCUGUGGAGUGGCGGCGCCGGCGCCGAUCGGCGCUUGUAGAUAUCUUCAAUGUCUACUUUCGCAGGCGAUGGCAACGACGGAGAUAAGGAGUGGGCACAUGCGGAGACGGUAGAUCUACCGGAAGCAGAGGAGGAGGUGCAUCUGACGGAUCCACUACCGCCAUCACUUCCUCCUCCUUCGUUACCGAAACCUGCCAUAGCCGCCUUGUCCUUGCUCCAGGACUCAGAGAUCUGACCAAACUUCUCCCCGGAGCUCAAAUCAAACCCGAC